Jaculus jaculus (lesser Egyptian jerboa) is the source of this 1701-nucleotide messenger RNA. RefSeq names its product zinc finger protein 2 homolog. Lineage: Eukaryota; Metazoa; Chordata; Mammalia; Rodentia; Dipodidae. Gene Ontology annotation, biological process: regulation of transcription by RNA polymerase II. Gene Ontology annotation, molecular function: DNA-binding transcription factor activity; RNA polymerase II cis-regulatory region sequence-specific DNA binding. The record is from RefSeq and is a predicted model, not a curated record.
AUGGCAGGGAACUGUAUUACCAAACCUGAUUUGAUCUUUAAGUUGGAGCAUGGACUUGCACCAUGGAGUGUAAAUGAAGAUGUGAUUCAGAGUAUUCCAGAAUUAAAAAGUGAGCAGAAAAUGUACUGGAUAAAGACUGAUGAUGUAAAACAAUGCCAAAAUGCUUUGUAUCACAAGUUACAUCACAAUUGUCAUGAAGAAGAAAUCUCAGUCAUAUUUCACUGUGCACCAGAGACCUUACACAUUGGCAAGUCCUAUCAAUGUAAUGUAUGUGGGAGCACUUUCCUUGCAAAGUCAGAUCCUAAGAAAAAUCAGAAAAUUCAUAUAAGUGAGAAGACAUAUGAGUACACUGAAUGUGGUAAAGUCUUUAUCUUUCAGUCAGAUCCCACUGUGCAUCAGAGAACUCACACAGGUGAAAAAUCACACGAACCUACUACAUGUGGGAAGGCUGUCAUUAUCAAGUCAAUUCUUAAUAAGCAUCAGAGAGCUCCCACAGGUGAAAAGCCAUAUGAAUGUACUGCAUGUGGGAAACCUUUCAUCUCCACAUCACAGCUUACUAUCCAUCAGAGAACUCACACAGGUGAAAAGCCAUAUGAAUGUAAUGAAUGUGGUAAAGCUUUCACCUUCAAGUCAAAUCUCACUGUGCAUCAGAGAACUCACACAGGUGAAAAGCCAUAUGAAUGUCCUGCAUGUGAAAAAGCUUUCAUUACCAAAUCAGAUCUUAAUAAGCAUCAGAAAACUCACUCUGGUGCAAAGCCUUAUGAAUGUACUGUAUGUUGUAAAGCUUUCGUCUGCAAGUCACAGCUCAGUGUGCAUCAGAGAACUCACACAGGUGAAAAGCCAUAUGAAUGUAAUGAAUGUGGUGAAGCUUUCUUCUCCAAGUCACAUCUCACUGUGCAUCAGAGAACUCACACAGGUGAAAAGCCAUAUGAAUGUACUGCAUGUGAAAAAGCUUUCAUUACCAAAUAAGAUCUUAAUAAGCAUCAGAAAACUCACACUGGUGCAAAGACUUAUGAAUGUACUGUAUGUUGUAAAGCUUUCAUCUGCAAGUCACAGCUCACUGUGCAUCAGAGAACUCACACAGGUGAAAAGCCAUAUGAAUGUAAUGAAUGUGGUGAAGCUUUCAUCUUCAAGUCAGACCUCACUGUGCAUCAGAGAAUUCACACAGGUGAAAAGCCAUAUGAAUGUACUCUAUGUGGAAAAGCUUUUACCUGCACAUCAAAACUCAGUAUGCAUCGCAUAAUUCAUACAGUUGAAAAGCCUUAUGAAUGCAGUGCAUGUGGGAAAGGGUUUGUGUGCAAGUCAAAACUCACUGUGCAUCAGAGAACUCACACAGGUGAAAAACCAUAUGAAUGUACCCAAUGUAGGAAAGUUUUCAGCAUUAAGUCACAUCUCACUAUGCAUCAUAGAACUCACACAGGUGAAAAGUCGCAUGAUUGUAUUGAAUGUGGGAAGACAUUUAUUACCAAGGCUAAUCUUAAUAAACAUCAGAGAACUCACACAGGUUUCAUCUACAAGCCACAUCUCAAUGUACAUCAGAGAACUCACACAGGAGAGAAACCAUAUGAACAUAUAAAAACCUUUUAUAUCCCAGUCACAGGUCCCUAUGCAUUACAGCCCUCACAGUUAAGAGAAAUCGAAUUAAUGUGGGAAAACAUUCAUCUCCAAGUCAUCACUUACUACUUAUCAGAGACCUCAUAG